GGAAGAGGCCAUUGGGAGCUGUUUCGUGAGAUUAAAUUUGAGGGCUGUGCACACAGCUGUUAUCUUGCCAUCGCUGCACGUGAUGAUGAGAUCGCUGUGGCUGACAUGUAUGGAAACCGAGUUGUUAUCUUCAGCAUCGAUGGUAAACAGAAAAGUACAAUACAGCUUCAAAAAUGUCCACGUGGAAUUGCAGUUGAACCCAUUCACAAUCGCUUCGUGGUUAUUGAGACUUACGAUCCAAAGGUGAAGGUGUUCAACAGCGACAACUCGCUGGCAUACGAGUUCCCAACGGUGCCAGCAGAUGAGGUCGGUAAGCCCCACUCUCCCAGGACCAGGGGUGUAGCGGUCAAGAAGGAUGGUACAAUCCUUGUUACUUAUGACCAAGGAUGGGUGUAUACUGAACACAAACCUAGUAAUGGUGAGCUUCUACGUACCGUACCAGUAAAACUUUGCCCUGCCCAGCUGGCUGUUGACAACAAGGAUCGAGUUAUAAUCAGUAAUUACGGAGCUAGACCAUUCGUGGCCGUUACUGAUGGUAAUAGUUAUACACUCUUCACAAUCGAACCAACCAUCCUCGGAAAACCAGCAAAGUACUGCCUAGAUGUAUACGCUGAUAGCUCCGGUAUAUAUGUUACAAUGCUGGGGCCCCGUUACAAAGGUCAUAUUCACCACUAUGACCUAGAUGGCAGGUUUCUUGACUGCCUCGUUCGGGGUUUGCAUAACCCAUUAGGAAUUACAUUCACGCCAGAUGGGCAGCUGGCAGUGGCUGACGAAGUAUCAGUUAAGAUGUUUCACAAGGUGUAAUGCGACAUUGUACAUGUAAACAUUUGAAUACAAUAGGUGAAUGGCAAAAGCGGGUCAUCGAAACAAAAAACAAUUUGGCGUAUGAGUAUUGCGAGACACCCAAAAAGGAAUUAACUUAGAACUCUUGGCAAUAGAUUUCAAAUGAAGCUACAUUAUGGUAAAUUGAAAUACAUGUUGUAAUUCCAAAUGUACACUGCGAUAGCCCAGGCCUGCCUUCAUCACACCUCAAAGUUCAGCUUACAAGCCUUUUUCUCCCUCCAAAGUCAAGACCACUUUCUCCAAGCUGUUUACUAAACUACACCUCCCACAAUCACUGUUAGCACUCACAGUUAUUGCAGAGGAGGGGCGA
Molecule: messenger RNA, 1153 nt
Organism: Patiria miniata (bat star)
Lineage: Eukaryota; Metazoa; Echinodermata; Asteroidea; Valvatida; Asterinidae
Exons: 2
Coding region: 106-804 (232 amino acids)
Biological process (GO): protein polyubiquitination; proteasome-mediated ubiquitin-dependent protein catabolic process
Molecular function (GO): ubiquitin protein ligase activity
Source: RefSeq, a predicted model, not a curated record